This is a messenger RNA of Strongyloides ratti, 987 nucleotides long. RefSeq names its product Acyl-coenzyme A thioesterase 8. Gene Ontology annotation, biological process: acyl-CoA metabolic process; fatty acid catabolic process. Lineage: Eukaryota; Metazoa; Nematoda; Chromadorea; Rhabditida; Strongyloididae. Gene Ontology annotation, cellular component: peroxisomal matrix. Gene Ontology annotation, molecular function: fatty acyl-CoA hydrolase activity. The transcript has 2 exons. The record is from RefSeq and is a predicted model, not a curated record. Bases 1 to 987 code for a protein of 328 amino acids.
AUGGAAUCAGAAAGGAUAAUAUCUUAUAAAAAUAUAGAAGAUAAUAAUUGUUAUGGAUAUUCACAAAAAUUUGUUGAUGAACAUUUCGAAUUAGAAUAUGUUUCUCAAAAUGUUUAUAGAUCAAUAAAACUAAAACGUCGAAUGGAUGGAAUAGAUGUUGUAUUUGGAGGAAAUUUAUGUGCUCAAUCUUUAUGUGCUGCUGAAAAAAGUGUACCAUCUAAUUUUAAACCUCAUUCGCUUCAUUCAUAUUUUAUUUUAAGUGCUAAGCCUGAAGAUCCUGUUUAUUUUCAUGUUACAAUAUUAAAAGAUAAUCGAAGUUUUGUUAGUAGAAUUGUUGAAGCUAAACAAUAUGACAAAUUAGUAUAUUAUUGCACAAUUUCCUUUCAUGUUAAAGAAGAAUCAUCUAUUGAACAUCAAAUAAAAAUGCCAAAAGUUAAAAUGCCAGAAGAAUUAAAAAAUACUGUUGAGUUAGCUGAUAAAUAUUUAUUAGAUGAAAGAUAUGACAUUAUAAGAUUAAAACCUCAUGUUAAAAAAAUUUUGUUAGAUAAGUUACGUGAUUAUCGUGAUGAUGCACAACCAUUCGAAGCACGACCAGUCUCACCAGAACAUUAUUUUGGUUUAAUUAGUUAUGUUGGUGAACCAAUAUUAUUAUGGGUUAAAGCUAAAGAUGUAUUAAAAGAUAUUGAUGCUUAUCAUAGAUAUUUGACUGCUUAUAUUAGUGAUUAUACCUUAGUUUAUGCUGCUGAUAGGCAACAUGUAUCACAUGGCUAUGAACCAUCAAUGUACUUUUCAUUGGAUCAUCAUAUAUGGUUUCAUGAAUAUAAUUUUAGAGCAGAUGAAUGGUUGUUGUAUGAAAAUAGAAGUACAGUAGCAAGGAAUGGUCGAGCAUAUGCUGAGGGAAGAUUUUGGACAAAAGAUGGUAAAUUAAUUGUAUCCACAGCUCAAGAAUCCUUAAAUAGAACAAGAAAUUCUAAAUCAAAAUUAUAA